Messenger RNA from Anopheles bellator, 2766 nucleotides. RefSeq names its product histone acetyltransferase KAT2A (gene Gcn5). NCBI's taxonomy places the organism in Eukaryota, Metazoa, Arthropoda, Insecta, Diptera, Culicidae. The record is from RefSeq and is a predicted model, not a curated record. Gene Ontology annotation, cellular component: nucleus; histone acetyltransferase complex. The transcript has 7 exons. Gene Ontology annotation, molecular function: histone H3 acetyltransferase activity; protein binding. Gene Ontology annotation, biological process: chromatin remodeling; positive regulation of transcription by RNA polymerase II. Bases 1 to 2289 code for a protein of 762 amino acids.
AUGAGUGAAAACUCUACCAAUCACAACGGAGAAGUGAAGCAAGAAAAUGCCGACUCAAACCAGAGCGGUGGCCAAAGCAAUGGGUCGCAGGAAAAGACUCGCUCGGACAGCAUCGAGCGCAUCAUGCAGCGCAAGCAACGGGUGUAUCGGUUGCCGCGAAAGCAAAAGCUAACGAAGCUGUCCAUGUACUCGUCGUGCCAGGGAACGGAGUGCCGCUGCACCGGCUGGAAAACACCCGAGGAGUACCGCCACAAAGAUGUGGAGGUAGACUACUCUCCGGAUUUCGGCGAAGAGUGUCGGAAUCCAAACUGCAAACACAGUCUGGAGGCACACAUCCGCCAUCUGGGGGACAUAAGCGAGGAGCAGAUGAACGAACUGCUUGGGGCGAUCGUGGACGUCGAGAACCUUUACAUGAGCAUGCUGCGCGAACCCGACACGGAUACGAAGAAGGUUUACGCGUAUCUAUUUCGCCUGUUGCGCCAGUGUAUCCUGUCGCGGACUCAGGCCGUCAUCCGGGGACCGCUGGGCGAUCCGCCGUUCGAACAACCCUCGAUUUCCAAAGCUGUUACUAACUUCGUGCUCUACAAAUACGGUCACUUGCACCAGUCCGAACUGGAUUCGAUGACGGAAGUGGCCAAGACUUUCCUGCACUGCCUGAACCACUGGAACUUUGAAGCUCCGGGCGCUCGAAGUGAUCUCGUCAAUCAGGAAGACGUUUCUAACUACAAGAUUAACUACACUCGCUGGCUCGUUUUCUGCCACGUGCCGGCGUUCUGUGGCUCGUUACGGCACUUCGAGACAUCCGUCGUGUUCGGCAGGACGUUGCUGAAAGCUGUCUAUCAGUACGUCUAUCAGCAGCUGCUGGCAAAGUGCAAAACGGAGCGUGAUCGGAUGCCGCCGGAGAAACGCAUCAUGCUCACUCAGCUUCCAAAGUUUCUCGAGGCACUCAAACAGGAGGUGGUCAACGAGGAUUCACCGAUAUGGUCAGCCAACUUUAAGCCCUCAACUUCGCUGGUACUGCACAAAAGCAAACGACAGCACGGCGACGGCUCGUGUACGUCGGGCUCCAAAAAGUUUGCCGGUGAUGCAAAACGCUACAAGAAGGAAUCGGACUGUGAAGAUUUGAGCGACGAUGUGGUGGCACGAGCACUGAAGCGCAUCAACGACUCAAACUACGCCAGCCGGGCGGAGGUCGUCUUCCCACCGAACGCACCGCGCGACGAAGCGGCCAAGGCUGAAGAGAACCGACGUGAGAUUGAGUUUCACGUCGUCGGCAAUUCGCUCACCAAGCCGGUCGAGAAAAAGUCGAUGCUAUGGCUGCUCGGGCUACACAGCGUGUUUGCGCAUCAACUGCCCGGGAUGCCACGGGAGUACAUCAGUCAGCUAGUGUUCGAUCCGAAACACAAAACAUUGGCACUCAUUAAAGAAGGGCGCCCGAUCGGUGGUAUUUGUUUCCGGACAUUUGUCACGCAGGGCUUCACGGAGAUCGUGUUCUGUGCGGUGACCAGCAGCGAGCAGGUCAAGGGCUAUGGGACGCAUUUGAUGAACCACCUGAAGGACUACAGUACCCAGCGGGGCAUCAAACACUUUCUCACCUAUGCGGACGAAUUCGCGAUCGGGUACUUCAAGAAGCAGGGUUUCUCCAAAGACAUCAAAGUGGCACGCCCAGUGUACGCCGGAUUUAUCAAGGAGUACGAGGGCGCUACGCUGAUGCACUGUGAGUUGCAUCCGAGCUUGAUCUACACGCAGUUCAGUUCGGUCAUACGGAAGCAAAAGGAAAUCGUGAAGGAGUUGAUAACGCAGCGCCAGCAGGAAGUGCAGAAGGUACACGCGGGUCUGACCUGUUUCAAAGAAGGUGUCCGAAGCAUACCGAUCGAAUCGAUACCGGGUCUCCGGGAAGUUGGGUGGCGGCCACUGUUUCGUGCCCAGCGAACCGCACGCCCGCUGGAAGAAUCGGCCGAUCCGGACAAGUUGGCCAAUGCGUUAGGCGGGGUACUAUUGACCGUGCGGCAGCAUACGGCUGCUUGGCCGUUCCUGAAGCCGGUCAACCAAGCCGAGGUGCCAGAUUACUACGAUCACAUCAAGUACCCGAUGGAUCUCAAAACCAUGACGGAGCGACUGAAAAAUAAAUAUUACGUUACGAGACGUUUGUUCAUGGCUGAUAUGGCACGAAUCUUCACGAACUGCCGGCUGUACAAUUCUCCCGAGACGGAAUACUAUCGCUGCGCAAACACCCUAGAGCGGUACUUUCAAACCAAAAUGAAGGAGAUCGGUCUAUGGGACAAAUGAUGUCCGCUCACGAAGCGCGAUCGACCGCAUCAUCCUGCAGAUGUCAUAGUCGGCGCCGACAACGACGACGAAGAUGACGAUGAUGAUGAUGAUGAUGACGAUGAAGAUGAUGAUGGUAAUGAAGAUCACGGAGACGCAAGAAUCGCCGGCAGCAAAACGCCAGUCGGAAGCGUCGUGGUCGGUGAGCAUCGGAAAACGUAUAAAAGGGCGUACUACCACACGUACGGUAACAUUUACAGUGCCGCCGGGGGGAAGGCGAGCUAUGGUAGGAAAAGCGUUCCGGUCGGAGGAGUUCGCAAUUCGAACGUCACCGCAGCAGCGAAUCUUUCCGGCACGAAUUCGAGGGAAGAGACUUCUAAACAAUCUUCCGUUGGAUUGGAAGUCGAAUUCGGUGCCAACAGGGAUUCGUAAGAAGUGUUUGUUUAUAGCGACUAGGUAAAUUAUUGCGAGCUUGCCAAGAUUCACGAUUCACGUAUU